Messenger RNA from Fomitopsis serialis, 2820 nucleotides. RefSeq lists its product as uncharacterized. Bases 1 to 2820 code for a protein of 939 amino acids. The record is from RefSeq and is a predicted model, not a curated record. NCBI's taxonomy places the organism in Eukaryota, Fungi, Basidiomycota, Agaricomycetes, Polyporales, Fomitopsidaceae. Gene Ontology annotation, molecular function: protein kinase activity. The transcript has 5 exons. Gene Ontology annotation, biological process: protein phosphorylation.
AUGUCUGACAAAGCUACACCCCGCCAGAAACGGCCACAGCAGUACCACAGCGAUAUCGACCAAACCAAACGGACCAACGCAGAGGAGAUGGCUGCCUGGGCGGGAGAGAUUCACGACCGGAUCAGGGAGUACCCCGAAUCCAUCAACGAGUACUUGUCUAGCAUGGUGCCAUCGGAUACGCCUGUCCCUGCAUUUCCACGGAUGGGUAGACUGUUCAAGGUGAUCCCGAUUGACACAGUCGAAAAGGACAUGUAUGAGCCAUUGGUGACGGCACUGAGUCGGCUGGUCAGCUCAUUUCCGCCCGACGUGCGGCCUCACUUCCACAACUACGGCCACAAGCCCUUGUAUUUUCCCUAUAAACCAUACGAAUCUGAGCAGCACUCGACCAAGCCGGACGUGAUCGCGACUAUACCGGCCCUGCCCUUCGUGGGACCACAUGACCAGUGGAGACAUGUCGCAUUGGUGUUCGAACUCAAGUCGGGGUCAGGUCAUGACCCGAUGGUGACGCACGAGAAGACACACUGGGAAACGUUGGUGCAGCUUGCGAAGAGCGCGCGCAACAUCUUAUUCUCGCAGGGGAGGCUGUUCGCAUUCGUCGUCGGCAUAUACGGGGACCAGGCUCGAAUCUACCGCUUCGACCGCGCGGGAGCAAUAUGUUCACCCCGAUUCGAAUACAAGGAGCGUCCAGAGAUAUUCCACGAGUUCCUGUGGCGACUGCUCCAUCCCAGGCUAUCCGAGUGCAGGCUCGUCGGAGAAGACCCUACGAUGACGCCAGGUACUAGGGCGGACCUAGAUGAAGUGCACUCUCUGACGAAAGCCCACGAUCCCAAAUGGGCCCACACGGAAAAGACGCAGAAGACGGUGCGGCGGAUCAUCGUGACGGACAAGCAGGAGAACGAGACGACGUAUUUGGCGCACAAGCUGCUCUUCGUGAAUCCGCGGCUGUUCUCACGAGCGACGCUCGUAUGGGAGGCGUACAAAGUCGGCGAAGAGGAGGUGAAUAGGGGCAGGAGGUACGUCGUGAAGGAGUCGUGGCGGCAGUUGGGUCGUUUCCGCGAAAGCGACUUCUAUGAGGCGCUACGAGAUGCCACGGGGGGCGAACCGAUCUUCGGUAUGGCUUCUUUCAUUCAUGCCGAGGAUCUCGGUGAUCACGAUGAGGACGAGCGGAAACGAGAGGUGGAAGCGCGGCGCCUGAGAUCGCAGAGCCGUGCGCCUCCGGGCAUGAAGUUAGUCGGUCACCGGACUAUCGCAGGGGCGCACAACGCACCGGGAAUGGGGCGGCUGAACGAACGGAGCCUUACACGGGUCGUCUUGGAGACGGUCGGUACGCCGCUCGCGAAAUUCAAGCGUACGAAGCAGUUGGCCAUGGCGCUGCGAGACGCCAUAGAGGGACACCGGCGGGCGUACGAGGCCGGAGUAAUCCACCGCGAUAUCAGUGAAGGGAACGUGAUGAUCGCUCCAGAGGGUGCCGCCUUCUCAGGCUUCAUCCAGGACCUCGACUACAGUUUCAACUGGAAAUGGUUCCUAUAUAGGCGCGAAAUGCAAGUGGAUCUCGCCAAGUGGGAGGAGUACUGUGUUCAACACGGUCACGAGCCGCGCAGCCAGAAGGAUGCUAACAACGACUCUAAGGAGCGCACUGGCACGGUCUUCUUUAUGGCCAUCGAAAUUCUGCAGGCUGAGAUCACCCAUGAAGCACGACAUGACCUGGAGUCGUUCUAUUGGCUCCUUGUCUUCAUCGUGCUCCGGCACACUGCUCAUGAUCAUAAAGACAAGGAUGGGGCAUUCGGGACCGUGUUCUGCCACUCUGGUUGGGAAGAAUGUGCCCUUAUCAAGGAAGGUUGGCUACAGAAGCGGAAGCCUCCUUUAACGGUCCCUGGGAACGAACCGUUGACCUCGUUGCUGGAAGAAUUUCGUGUGGCGUGCCGCUCCAACCUCGGCGAUUCAGACUCACAUCGCAUCACGCAUAGUGAAAUCCUCGAUAUCUUCGACAAGGUGCUAGCUGCAGACAAUGUCUGGCCAGACAGUGACGCUGCCCUGCCGUGGAAACUUCACAAGAACGGAGCAUACACGGAAACGAUGCAGAAGUCCCUUGGUCAGUCGGUGCAGCCGGGCUCUGUGGAUCCAAUGACGGGUGCCAAAACCGAAUUUCCCCGCCCGCCGCCUGUCACCCAGCCCCGAGGUGCAUCCAAUCAUCCACAGCCAGAUGAGGACGAUCAGCAAGGCGAAACCGCAGGCGUCUCAGGCGAGGAUGGACCUGGUGGGCUGGACCAACAAGGGGCAGACGCCGCGGCCAUACGCGUAGCUGUCGACGAGCCGGCAGAUGAAGAGAUUGCGUUCUGGCAGGGUAGACCGGCUUCCGUUCAGCCGGCGGUGCAACCCAAGCCCAGUACCUCUCAACCGCGAGCACGGAAGGAGACUCGACCACAGGUCGGCAGCAGGGCAAAGAGCGGUCGUCGUGCCGAGUCGCCGCCAGCGGCGAAGCGUCCAGCAACCCGCAAGAGAGCAGCACCGAGUCACAGCAUUGCCGAGACGUGGCCGGCCAGCCAUGUUGACGCGGAGGGUGCAAGCUCAGGUCAUCGCUACAAUCUCCUCGACCUUGCGCCGAUUGCUGGGCGGCGGACGACCCGUUCGCGUGCGCAGACGACGUCCAAGCAGCGGGACACGGGCUCGAGGGACAGCAGUGUGGGGAAGCGCGGCCGUGCUAAAGAGGAGCCUGAUGGGAUCGAAGAAGACCCAGAAUCGCAGUCGUCGAAACGGCAGAGGACUCUCAGUCAGCCCCGAGGCAGGAAGACGGCGAAGAAGCAGGGAAGGAAACCGUGA